CGGAAGGCAGUGGGAAGAUGGCUUCCCUGGAUCGGGUCAAGGUGCUGGUGUUGGGUGACUCAGGUGUUGGGAAAUCUUCACUAGUUCAUCUCUUAUGCCAAAAUCAAGUGCUGGGAAAUCCAUCAUGGACUGUGGGCUGCUCAGUGGAUGUCAGAGUUCAUGACUACAGAGAAGGAACCCCAGAAGAGAAGACUUACUAUAUAGAAUUAUGGGAUGUUGGAGGCUCUGUGGGCAGUGCCAGCAGUGUGAAAAGCACAAGAGCAGUAUUCUACAAUUCUGUAAAUGGUAUUAUUUUAGUACAUGACUUAACAAAUAAGAAAUCAUCCCAAAACUUGUAUCGUUGGUCAUUGGAAGCUCUCAACAGGGAUUUGGUACCAACCGGAGUCUUGGUAACAAAUGGGGAUUAUGAUCGGGAACAGUUUGCUGAUAACCAAAUCCCACUGUUGGUAAUAGGGACUAAACUGGACCAGAUUCAUGAAACCAAGCGCCAUGAAGUUUUAACCAGGAUUGCUUUCCUAGCUGAGGAUUUCAAUGCAGAAGAGAUUAAUUUGGAUUGCACGAAUCCACGGUACUUAGCUGCAGGCUCUUCCAAUGCUGUCAAACUCAGUAGGUUUUUUGAUAAGGUCAUAGAGAAGAGAUACUUCUUAAGAGAAGGUAAUCAGAUUCCAGGCUUUCCUGAUCGAAAAAGGUUUGGGGGAGGAACGUUCAAGAGCCUUCAUUACGACUGAAUUAGACUCAUCCUCUGGAAGAGUGAGCAAGAGUGGCAGGUUUCCACAGCUUUCCUCUUGCUGUGUCAAUUAUUAACGUCUCAGCCUUUUAACGAAAUCGUCUUAAAAUGCCACCCUUCAGCCUCACACUAAAUAGAAAAAUGAAAGGAAGUGACAGUGUGGGAGGUCCAGAUUUUGUCCCCAUUCUCUCUGUUCCUCACUCUUCUGUCCCUAUUUAUAGAUUAUGUAAAAGCCUUGUGGAAAUAUGAGAUGUUGUCAGAAUGAUGCAGUAGAUGAUCGGUGGCAGAGUGCUGCAGAGAAAAUUUACUCUUGCCUGGAACUGGAAGGGUUUUAUGGGUCUGUAAUUUUCCCGCACUCAUUGCUGGAGACUUAAGUACUUCAAAAAUGUAUCUCUAUUGUUUUACCUUCUUGAGGGGAAAGGUUAUGUUAAGUAGCUCUGAGUUGUCCACCCCAAACAAUCUUUGUCAUUUUCAAAGAAGCAAAAUGGUGUUAUUUAAUUGUCUCCACCCUCAUCAAACACAGGGAUGCCUAAUAAUAGCAGCCCUUGUCUGCCUCUCCUCUCCUUUGCAAAGGGCUCAGAGGUUGGAGGAGGUGGACUAAUAGCUGGAGUUAAAAUAUAAAUACAGAUUAAUAAUACAUAGAGAACAGCAGUACCAGAAAAGAAUUCUGUGAGAAACUGACAGCUCACUAAAUCCUUCACCCUUUAGGAUACAGCUGUCUACACUCUCUUACUGUUCUGUUUGGAAAUCUCAGACCGGCACAAGGACAGUAAAAGAGAUUUACAGCCUCUUCAUUUUUAUUUGUCUGAAGGAAAAGUCAAGUCCUAAAAUAGUAAACUCAGAUUAUUAUUCUUUGUGUGAACAUUGUAUUUAUGGAGAGAAGUAAAAAUAAGUUCCCACAGCCAACACAUUUCCAUGAAUUAUGGACUUGGAUUCUUGGAUUCUGUAAUCACUCCAGUAAUUUAUUUAACAUCCCGUUGGUUUGUUUGUAUGUUUUGGGUGGGUUUUGCUUCGGGAGGUUGAGUUUUUUGGAGGCGGUGUGUGUGCGUAUGCAUAUUGUUUGUUGUUACUUUUUUACCUAUCUUUUAUUGCCUGUUUAAUUCUCUCUGCCCCAGUUCUUCCUUAAUAUUUAAACCUGGUUUCCUAAACCUCUAAUUUGCUGCCUUAUUCAGCAAUAGCUUAUCACUCAUAUUCUCUUUCUGGCUCCGCUACAGCUGUCUGCACUCCCAGUUUUGCUCCAUAUUAAAAAAUAAUAAAUAAACACAGUUUCGGUUUCUCAUUUUAAAACUAGGGGAAAACACUAAAUUCACUUUCUAUUCCAUUUUUAUUAAAUUUCUGAAGUUCUUUGGAAAUCAAAGUACACUGAAAAGAAGAUAUUAAAAUAAGAAUGUUAGAGAGUGCUUUUAGGAAGGCAGUCUUGAGAGUUUGGGAAAGGAUUUUUAAAGCUCUUUUCACCAGCUAGAAUAUUCUUCACCUCCACCCUCACAAGACUAAGCCCUAAUUUCUUUUUUGACACAAAGGAGAGCUAUGCAAAUCUGAUCUGUAUGUGGAAUCUGGCACAAGUGUGUCAUGGCAGAGACUGUGCAGUUGGGAAGCAGGAGUCCAAAUGCAUGCACCAGACUUAAGCCACUUAAAGCUCUUUGUGUUCCUCUUUAAAAAAAAAUAAAUCUCUUCUCUCCCCCCACUUCUGUUUCUUUCCUUUAAUUAAAAAAUCCAUUCCAAUUUCUGUAUUUCUCACUUAUUAAAAAAAUAAAAUUAGCCAUCAUGUAUGACUCCAACCUCAAAAAAUUAACAGUAUUCCUCAACUCCAUUCCUUCCUGCUGCCAGCUUUACUCCCUGAAUUGUAGUUUUCUAAGAAGAAAUAAUUUUCGAUAAUCUAAGGUUAAUUCCUGGCAAGUCUGAGUAGCAGCAAAAUAAAACUGUUUGCCAGAAUGAAAGUUAUUAGCCAGAGUUCUUCAAAAAGAAAGUUUUUAAAACAAGUUUUACUAAGACUUCCUGAGAACUACUCAUAAAAUUUGUUUUAAAUAAUAACAAGUGUAAAUACCAAAACAGUCCCCAAAAAGUGUUUAUUAAAUCUUUAAUUUUCUUACUUUCUCAAUGGGACAUGUUGCUAGCAAUUAGAGAGAUAUCUUUCUGUUGUGAUCUUGAGCUCUAACCACUGUUCUCACGCAUCGUGGAAGCAACCAGAUGUGAAGGCGGAUGGCCACUCAUCUGCCCCUUGGGUGGGCAGGCUCUUGGGAUCCAGUGUUUGAGCUGAUGUCUACCUCAUUACUCUGAGAAGAGCUGUUCCCAAAGGGACCGAUCCUUUCUACGUCAGCUUUAGCUUGGGUUCUCAGAAGUCCCUGAACUCAGGGCAUCCAUGAUAUAGCCAUGUACCCGACACUGCUAUUUUUCUCUUCAUUCUGGAAGUGGAUUGUGUGGGAAGACGAAGAGCUCCUAAUCGCUGCAAUAAUCAGAGCUUUUGAGUCUUCACUUGAAUAGUGUGUGCUGUAGCGCCCAACUUAGGGAGGGCCUUGUAUGGGUAUUUAAUAGAUGUUGCUUUCAUUGAAUUUUUAAAGCAUAGGUAGCAUCCUUUUUAAAGAAGUUUGAAGGUGUAACAGGAUGUCUGCAUUGAUUUUAAACCUGUUAAAAUUCAAAGGAGGGUACUUGGAGGAAAAGGAAAUUUUAAAAAAUGCAUUUCUCUUCUCCAUUCUCCCAAGGCUGAGAGCCAGAUCACUGUGGUGGGAGAGGACAGGUUUCAGGAUGUCUAGAACCCUGAGCUGCAAAUAAUCCACAGUAUUUUUGCCUGAUGCAAAAUAUCUGGAGCUGGAGCCUGCCAGGGCUGCUCCAUCAAGACUUCCAGUUACAAUUAAUCUGCAC
This is a messenger RNA of Trichechus manatus latirostris (Florida manatee), 3586 nucleotides long. It is a transcript of the gene RABL3, whose product is annotated as RAB, member of RAS oncogene family like 3. Bases 18 to 728 code for a protein of 236 amino acids. Gene Ontology annotation, biological process: intracellular protein transport. The transcript has 8 exons. The record is from RefSeq and is a predicted model, not a curated record. Gene Ontology annotation, molecular function: GTPase activity. Gene Ontology annotation, cellular component: endomembrane system. Lineage: Eukaryota; Metazoa; Chordata; Mammalia; Sirenia; Trichechidae.